AUGAACAAGGAAUUAUUCUUGCAUAUUGUGCAUCGUCUCUCUACAGAAGUCGAGUAUUUUCAACCCGGAGUAGAUGCAACCGGACGAUCGAGUCUAACUCCGCUCCAAAAAUGUACCGCAACAAUUCGUCAAUUGGCGUAUGGUGGUGGUUCCGACACCGUUGACGAAUAUGUCCGAAUUGGUGAAACAACGGCAAGAAGAUGUUUGCACAAUUUUGCCGCGGGAAUAAUCGACUUGUUUGGCGGUGAAUACCUAAGACGUCCCACACCGGAGGAUCUGCAAAGACUACUUUCUAGUGGAGAACAACGUGGGUUUCCAGGGAUGAUUGGAAGCAUCGACUGUAUGCAUUGGGAGUGGAAGAAUUGUCCCACGGCUUGGAAAGGAAUGUAUUCACGAGGAUCCGGAAAACCAACGAUUGUCUUGGAGGCGGUAGCUUCCUAUGACCUCUGGAUAUGGCACGCGUUUUUUGGAGCUCCAGGUACUAUGAACGAUCUUAAUAUUCUCGAUCGAUCACCCGUUUUUGAUGACAUUAUUAACGGAAUAGCGCCACAAGUUAACUUCUAUGUUAAUGGUACUCCAUACCAUUAUGCAUAUUAUCUCACGGAUGGUAUUUAUCCGAAAUGGGCUACAUUUAUUCAAUCUAUCCGACUACCACAAAAUCAGAAGCAUUCAUUAUUUGCUCAAACCCAAGAAGCUGUGAGAAAAGAUGUCGAGCGUGCCUUCGGAGUCCUACAAGCUAGGUUUGCCGUUGUUAGAAAUCCAUCUAAUAUAUGGGAUAAAGAAAAAAUAGGAAAUAUUAUGAGAGCAUGUAUCAUACUCCAUAAUAUGAUUGUCGAAGAUGAACGAGCAUCAAGAACGAAUUACAACGUUGAUGAAUUUGAAGAAGAUGUGCAAACAUUUUCCGUCAAUAUGCCUUCAACUGUCGGGAGUACACUUGAACGUCGAACGAGUGUUCGGAAUAGACAAGUCCAUCAACAUUUAAAAAAUGAUUUGAUUGAAAAUAUAUGGACUAAAUUUGGAAAUCCUUGA
Messenger RNA from Brassica oleracea var. oleracea, 1029 nucleotides. RefSeq names its product putative nuclease HARBI1. The record is from RefSeq and is a predicted model, not a curated record. The transcript has a single exon. Lineage: Eukaryota; Viridiplantae; Streptophyta; Magnoliopsida; Brassicales; Brassicaceae. Bases 1 to 1029 code for a protein of 342 amino acids.